Elgaria multicarinata webbii is the source of this 4753-nucleotide messenger RNA. Its product is annotated as zinc finger protein 850-like. Gene Ontology annotation, biological process: regulation of transcription by RNA polymerase II. The record is from RefSeq and is a predicted model, not a curated record. Lineage: Eukaryota; Metazoa; Chordata; Lepidosauria; Squamata; Anguidae. Gene Ontology annotation, molecular function: DNA-binding transcription factor activity; RNA polymerase II cis-regulatory region sequence-specific DNA binding. The transcript has 6 exons. The coding region runs from base 168 to 4688 and encodes 1506 amino acids.
UGAUCCUGGGGGCUCCUUCUGGGCCUCGUUGGCUUGGUGGUGGAGUGGAAGCGGUUUCUGCACAGCCUGGGCAGGGUCUGGUGACCUUUGAGGAGGUGGCCGUGCAUUUCUCGGAGGAGGAGUGGGCUCUGCUGGAUCCAGGCCAGAGGACUCUGCACAAAGAAGUCAUGGCGGAGAAUCGUGGGAUCCUGGCCUCUCUGGGUGAUCACAGGGAGAGCAAGAAAAAUGGCCUACACCAGAGAAGGAAAACUGAAACUGAAGAGAAGAGGGAAAAUGAAUCUAUUUCUUUGGAAGGAUCAUACGUCUGUGAAACUCCAAUACUAGAAGCACCAAAUAAAAAGAACAUUCGUAAAAGGAAGAAACAGAGUAAAACUCAGAAGAUUCAUUCUAACUUUCAAUGCCUAGUGUGUGAAAAACAAUUCACUUUCCACUCACAACUUAACUUGCAUAAAAGAAUUCACACUGGGGAGAAGCCCUAUAAAUGCUUUGAGUGUGGGAAGAGCUUUGCUCGCAGAGAAACACUUAUGCUGCAUCAAAGAAUUCACACUGGGGAGAAGCCCUAUAAAUGCUUAGAAUGCGGGAAGAGCUUUCCUCGCAGAGAAACACUUACGCUGCAUCAAAGAAUUCACACUGGGGAGAAGCCCUAUAAAUGCUUAGAGUGCGGGAAGAGCUUUAGCCUUGCUCACAGCAUCAGCCUUAAGCUGCAUCAAAGAAUUCACACUGGGGAGAAGCCCUAUAAAUGCUUUGAGUGUGGGAAGAGCUUUGCUCAGAGGACACAGCUUAAGCUGCAUCAAAGAAUUCACACUGGGGAGAAGACCUAUAAAUGCUUAGAAUGCGGGAAGAGCUUUGCUCGCAGCAUCAGCCUUAAGCGGCAUCAAACAAUUCACACUCAGGAGAAGCCCAAUAAAUGCUUAGAGUGCGGGAAGAGCUUUGCUCACAGCAUCAGCCUUAAGCAGCAUCAAAGAAUUCACACUGGGGAGAAGCCCUAUAAAUGCUUAGAGUGCGGGAAGAGCUUUACUCAAUGCUCAAGCCUUAAGGAGCAUCAUAGAAUUCACACUGGGGAGAAGCCCUAUAAAUGCUUAGAAUGUGGGAAGACCUUUGCUCAGAGGACACAGCUUAAGCAGCAUCAAGUAAUUCACACUGGGGAGAAGCCCUAUAAAUGCUUUGAGUGCGGGAAGAGCUUUGCUCGCAGAGACACACUAAUACUGCAUCAAAGAAUUCACACUGGGGAGAAGCCCUAUAAAUGCUUAGAGUGUGGGAAGACCUUUGCUCAGAGGACACAACUUAAGCAGCAUCAAAGAAAUCACACUGGGGAGAAGCCCUAUAAAUGCUUUGAGUGCGGGAAGAGCUUUGCUCAGAGCAUCAGCCUUAAGCAGCAUCAAACAAUUCACACUGGGGAGAAGCCCUAUAAAUGCUUAGAGUGCGGAAAGAGCUUUACUCAAUGCUCAAGCCUUAAGGAGCAUCAUAGAAUUCACACUGGGGAGAAGCCCUAUAAAUGCUUAGAAUGUGGGAAGAGCUUUGCUCAGAGCAUCAGCCUUAAGCGGCAUCAAAGAAUUCACACUGGGGAGAAGCCCUAUAAAUGCUUAGAGUGCGGGAAGAGCUUUGCUCAGAGCAUCAACCUUAAGCGGCAUCAAAUAAUUCACACUGGGGAGAAGCCCUAUAAAUGCUUUGAGUGCGAGAAGAGCUUUGCUCAGAGCAGCAAACUUAAGCGGCAUAAAAGAAUUCACACUGGGGAGAAGCCCUAUAAAUGCUUAGAAUGCGGGAAGAGCUUUGCUCACAGCAUCAGCCUUAAGCAGCAUCAAACAAUUCACACUGGGGAGAAGCCCUAUAAAUGCUUUGAGUGCGGGAAGAGCUUUGCUCGCAGAGAAGCACUUAUGCUGCAUCAAAGAAUUCACACUGGGGAGAAGCCCUAUAAAUGCUUAGAAUGCGGGAAGAGCUUUACUCGCAGAGAAACACUUAUGCUGCAUCAAAGAAUUCACACUGGGGAGAAGCCCUAUAAAUGCUUAGAAUGCGGGAAGAGCUUUGCUCACAGAAUCAGCCUUAAGCGGCAUCAAAGAAUUCACACUGGGGAGAAGCCCUAUAAAUGCUUUGAGUGUGGGAAGACCUUUGCUCAGAGGACACACCUUAAGCAGCAUCAAAAAAUUCACACUGCAGAGAAGCCCUAUAAAUGCUUUGAGUGCGGGAAGAGUUUUGCUCACAGCAUCAGCCUUAAGCGGCAUCAAACAAUUCACACUGGGGAGAAGCCCAAUAAAUGCUUUGAGUGUGGGAAGACCUUUGCUCAGAGGACACAGCUUAAGCUGCAUCAAAGAAUUCACACUGGGGAGAAGCCCAAUAAAUGCUUAGAGUGCGGGAAGAGCUUUGCUCACAUAAUCAGCCUUAAGCGGCAUCAAAGAAUUCACACUGGAAAGAAGCCUUAUAAAUGCUUAGAGUGCGGGAAGAGCUUUGCUGACAGCAUCAGCCUUAAGCAGCAUCAAAGAAUUCACACUGGGGAGAAGCCCUAUAAAUGCUUAGAGUGCGGAAAGAGCUUUACUCAAUGCUCAAGCCUUAAGGAGCAUCAAAGAAUUCACACUUGGGAGAAGCCCUAUAAAUGCUUAGAAUGUGGGAAGACCUUUGCUCAGAGGACACAGCUUAAGCAGCAUCAAGUAAUUCACACAGGGGAGAAGCCCUAUAAAUGCUUUGAGUGCGGGAAGAGCUUUGCUCGCAGAGAAGCACUUAUACUGCAUCAAAGAAUUCACACUGGGGAGAAGCCCUAUAAAUGCUUUGAGUGCGGGAAGAGCUUUGCUCAGAGCAUCAGCCUUAAGCGGCAUCAAAGAAUUCACACUGGGGAGAAGCCCUAUAAAUGCUUUGAGUGCGGGAAGAGCUUUUCUGAAAGCAGCAAACUUAAGCGGCAUCAAACAAUUCACACUGGGGAGAAGCCCUAUAAAUGCUUUGAGUGCGGGAAGAGCUUUUCUGAAAGCAGCAAACUUAAGCGGCAUCAAAGAAUUCACACUGGGGAGAAGCCCCAUGAAUGCUUUGAGUUGUGUGAAAAACCAUUCACUUUCCACUCACAACUUAACUUGCAUAAAAGAAUUCACACUGGGGAGAAGCCCUAUAAAUGCUUUGAGUGUGGGAAGAGCUUUGCUCGCAGAGAAACACUUAUGCUGCAUCAAAGAAUUCACACUGGGGAGAAGCCCUAUAAAUGCUUAGAAUGCGGGAAGAGCUUUCCUCGCAGAGAAACACUUAUGCUGCAUCAAAGAAUUCACACUGGGGAGAAGCCCUAUAAAUGCUUAGAGUGCGGGAAGAGCUUUGCUCGCAGCAUCAGCCUUAAGCUGCAUCAAAUAAUUCACACUGGGGAGAAGCCCAAUAAAUGCUUUGAGUGUGGGAAGAGCUUUGCUCAGAGGACACAGCUUAAGCUGCAUCAAAGAAUUCACACUGGGGAGAAGCCCUAUAAAUGCUUAGAAUGCGGGAAGAGCUUUGCUCGCAGCAUCAGCCUUAAGCGGCAUCAAACAAUUCACACUGGGGAGAAGCCCAAUAAAUGCUUAGAGUGCGGGAAGAGCUUUGCUCACAGCAUCAGCCUUAAGCAGCAUCAAAGAAUUCACACUGGGGAGAAGCCCUAUAAAUGCUUAGAGUGCGGAAAGAGCUUUACUCAAUGCUCAAGCCUUAAGGAGCAUCAUAAAAUUCACACUGGGGAGAAGCCCUAUAAAUGCUUAGAAUGUGGGAAGACCUUUGCUCAGAGGACACAGCUUAAGCAGCAUCAAGUAAUUCACACUGGGGAGAAGCCCUAUAAAUGCUUUGAGUGCGGGAAGAGCUUUGCUCGCAGAGACACACUAUUACUGCAUCAAAGAAUUCACACUGGGGAGAAGCCCUAUAAAUGCUUAGAGUGUGGGAAGACCUUUGCUCAGAGGACACAACUUAAGCAGCAUCAAAGAAAUCACACUGGGGAGAAGCCCUAUAAAUGCUUUGAGUGCGGGAAGAGCUUUGCUCGCAGAGAAACACUUAUGCUGCAUCAAAGAAUUCACACUGGGGAGAAGCCCUAUAAAUGCUUUGAGUGCGGGAAGAGCUUUGCUCAGAGCACCAGCCUUAAGCAGCAUCAAAGAAUUCACACUGGGGAGGAGCCCUAUAAAUGCUUUGAGUGCGGGAAGAGCUUUGCUGACAGCAGCAAACUUAAGCAGCGUAAAAGAACUCACACUGGGGAGAAGCCCUAUAAAUGCUUUGAGUGCGGGAAGAGCUUUGCUGACAGCAGCAAACUUAAGCGGCAUCAAAGAAUUCACACUGGGGAGAAGCCCUAUAAAUGCUUAGAAUGCGGGAAGAGCUUUGCUGACAGCAUCAGCCUUAAGCGGCAUCAAACAAUUCACACUGGGGAGAAGCCCUAUAAAUGCUUAGAGUGCGGGAAGAGCUUUGCUCAGAGCACCAGCCUUAAGCGGCAUCAAAGAAUUCACACUGGGGAGAAGCCCUAUAAAUGCUUAGAGUGCGGGAAGAGCUUUUCUGAAAGCAGCAAACUUAAGCAGCAUAAAAGAACUCACACUGGGGAGAAGCCCCAUGAAUGCUUUGAGUGCGGGAAGAGCUUUUCUGAAAGCAGCAGCCUUAAGCGGCAUCAAACAAUUCACACUGGGGAGAAGCCCUAUAAAUGCUUUGAGUGCGAGAAGAGCUUUGCUCAGAGCAGCAGCCUUAAGCUGCAUCAAAGAAUUUUGUGUCAUCUGCAAACUUGAUAAGCGUUCCCUGCACCUUCUUCAACAUUUAAUAAAAAUGUUGAAGAGCACUGGGCCCAGGACUG